This is a messenger RNA of Coregonus sp. 'balchen', 11969 nucleotides long. The record is from the annotation of a GenBank genome assembly. Lineage: Eukaryota; Metazoa; Chordata; Actinopteri; Salmoniformes; Salmonidae.
AGUGAUGGCACUCCUGCUUAGGGCUCUAGUGCUACCCGUCUUUCUGUCCUCGGUGCCCUGGGUGACAGGGUCAACGUUCACCCUGCUCCUGUCCUUGCCCAACACCUCCAUGCCCUUCAGUGUGGGCAGGAUCGGGGCGGGAGCCCUCAUCGCCAUCGACGCCGUGAACCAGAGCCCCGAUCUGUUGGCAGGUCAGUACACAGAGACAUUGUAUAGUAUAUAAUAUGUUAUAUAUUAUAUAAUAUUUAUAAUACAAAGAGACAGAUCUGUUGUUUGCUAUAAUGAAUGGACAAUAACGUUGUAUUGUACUAUUGUAUUGUAUUGUAUUGUAUGGCAUGCAACUGCUGGGAGUCACUGAAGCACACUGAGAAACACUGGCCAAGAGGACAUCAGAAGUCAUACUCAGUCAAUAGCCACUGUAAGUUACUGUGUUGUAUGUCCUCAGGUCAUUUGCUGAAGCAUGAAUACGUGGAUGACGAGUGUAGCGAUGUGAAUGGCCCGGGGAAGAUAGUGGAGCUACUGCACAUACGGAACUACAGCGCUUUCAUCGGCCCCGCCUGCUCCGAAGUAAGGUCACCACCUUCACCUGUAUAAAUAAAUAAAUCGUAAAUCAUAUUGCACUAACUAUAUUAUCUGCAUUACAAUCCAAUGAUGAUAGAACACCCUCUUUAGGUGUGUGCGAUCACUGCCAAGCUCGCAGCUUUCUGGAACAUUCCCGUGGUCAGUCCCACCUGUGCAGACCAGCAAUUUCUCAUCAAAAAGGUCAAAUAUCACUUUAAUAUAACUCAUAUACCAAUAACUAACUAUAACUAACUUACAUCCCUCAGAACCUGGAGUACACAGUUGCUACUUUAUCACAUGCUAUUUUCUGUGACGGUGACAGGCUUACCCCACUCUUACCAGAGUGUUUGGCCCCUUCACCAAGAUGGGCUUGUUCUUCGUGAAGAUCUGUGAGAAGUUUGGCUGGAGACGUAUAAGCAUUAUCUACGACCACAGACCUGCCUGGAUCAUCCCUGCUGAGGGAAUCAGGUACGAUACGACGCCGCACGAUACAAUACAAUAGAUACACUUGAAAUAGGACACUGGAAUGUGAGGUAGGGCUACAUGUAGGGAGGAACCUGAGAAAAUGAGCUACCGUUUCUAUUUCUAUAAGGUAUCAAGCUGAAGUCAAUAAUAUCACUGUGGCUAAAUACCUGGAGUUUCGAACACCUCUCGGGCAAGACAACACUCACACAGCCCUCACACAAGCACGUAUGCUACAGGAGGUUGCCGAGGUGUCUCGCAGUAAGUCAUUUUUUGGAAUGUUCUAUUAGGUUAUUGGCUCUGUAUUCCAAUGUCCACACCAGCGUACUAUUUACAAUUAACAUUUACAUUUACAUUUUAGUCAUUUAGCAGACGCUCUUAUCCAGAGCGACUUACAGGAGCAAUUAGGGUUAAGUGCCUUGCUCAAGGGCACAUCGACAGAUUUUUCACCUAGUCGGCUCGGGGAUUAGAACCAGCGACCUUUAGGUUACUGGCACUACGCUCUUAACCACUAAGCUACCUGCCGCCCCGGCCAUGCAUUCUAACUGGUAUACUAGUAUGGGUAUUUUAAUGUAGCCUAUAUUUAGUAUUUGUGUCUUGCCCUGUAGUCAUAGUGAUCUCAGCGCGUGGGGAGGUGGUCAGGGGCUUCCUGAUCGAGGCCCACAGGAGAGGCCUCACCACAGGAGAUUACGUCUUCUUCUGCUUCGAGCCCUACAGGCAGGAGGAGAUGUUUGGCAAAUUUGACUGGAAAAGAGGUAGGGUGUGUCCCAAUUGGCACCCUACGAUACAAUACAAUACAAUACUACAUGGGAAUUUUGGGAAUGCUACUGGAAUUUUACAACCUUAGGACAAAUCCAUGAAUGGUGUUGAUGUGUUGUAGGAGAUGUGGAUGACUCUGUGGCUAAGCAGGCCUACAAGGCUCUGUUUCUACUCUCUCUGUACAAACCCAACGACCAGAGGUACUGGAACUUCUCCAACGACGUCAUCCGCAGAUCCAGAGAGGACUUUGGCUAUGGCUACGCACCCAACGAAAAGGUGUGCUAUAAAAUACACACACACCUGUCGAUUGACCCUGUCUGGAGUGCCAGAUGGGGCUGGGCUUUCUACUUUUGGGACGAUUUCAUUGAUUCCAUUGCGCCAGGCAAGCUCAAUUCAGCGCAGCUAAAAGAUUUGACCGAUUUCCAAAUACUAUUUUGAACCCGGGUCUGGUACUUAGCUACUAUGUUUAGCUGUAUAUAUACUGUACACUCUUAGAAAAAAGGUGCAAUCUAGAACCUAAAAUAGUUAUUCGGCUGUCCCUGUAGGAGAACCCUUUGAAUAACCUUUUUUGGUUCCAGGUAUAACCCUUUUGGUUCCAGGUAUAACUCUUUUGAAUUCCAUGUAGAACCCUUUCUACAGAGCGUUCUACCUGGAACCCAAAAGGGUUCUACCUGGAACCAAAAUGGGUUCUCCUAUUGGGACAGCCGAAGAACCCUUUUGGAGCACUUUUUUCUAAGAGUGUAUAUACAGUAUAUGUAACUCUCUGUUUCUGACUGUUUGUCCAAUGGCAGGUGUCGGUGCUGGCAGCCAUAGCCCAUGACUCUGUAUGGCUGUACGCUCAGGCUCUGAAUGAAACCCUGGCGGAACACGGAGACCCGUACGACGGCUUCACCAUAACCCGCAAGAUGUGGAACCGAACCAUCACAGGUCAGCCAUUUUGUAUUAUUUAUUUCACCUGGUAGUUAUAACUUUAAUGGUUAAUGGUUGCAGUUAAAGGUCAUUGAGAUUAUAUACAGAUAUGAUUUACAGUUAUUUACAAGAGUAAUUGUAUUUUAUUUAUAAAAUGCAAUUAUUUCAUUUUCUUUUAUCGUUUUGCACAGCAGUCCCAUUGAUGUCAAAAUGCCUAUUUUUCAAGGGAGACCUGGCAGCUUCAUUGCCUCACAGAGAGAUGUACAGGUAACUGCAAAAACAAAGAAAAAACUUGAGUAAAUGAGGAAUACAAAGUAUAUUGAAAGCAGGUGCUUCAACAGUUAAUUAAGCAAUUUACAUCCCAUCAUGCUUUGGGUCUUGUAUAAAAAUAACCUGUAGCCCAUUAUUUUGGCCCAAUGCCUUAUUAAGACACUAUGUUGGUGUUUCCUUUAUUUUGGCAGUUACCUGUAUAUGACUGUAUUUAAAACAUAAUGACACAUAAGGUGUGGAUAGCCCAUAUGUUCGUUUUCUGGACUCUAUCCGUUAGGUAUCCAGGGUGACGUUACCAUGGACGCCAAUGGAGACAGGGAGACUGCCUAUAUGAUGAAACACAUCCAGGGCGGAGACAACGACAGCGAGUUCAAAGUCAGACGCUGAUACACUAUCACUCUCUCUCUUUCUCUCUGUCACUCGCUCUCUUUUCUUUCUAUCACUCUCUCUAACACUUUCUUUCUAUUUCUAGCACUUUGUCACUCUCUGUCUCUCAGUCCUUCUGUCUCUUACAUCACACUCUCUCUGUCACUCUCUUUCUUCAUCUUUGUCUUGCCAUACCUCUGUCUCUCUCUCUGUCUGUUUGCCUAUUUCUCUAUUGAAAAAAUAAGAAUAUAAUAAUGUAUCGCUCUCUCUCUCUCUUGCUCGCUGUCACUCUCUCCCUCCUGCCCCUUUUAUAAAAUCUCCUUCCCCCUCUCUCUCUCUCAACUCUCUGUUUUCCCUUUAUUUUCUGCUAAUGUCUACACAGUGUUCACAUCUUAAGCAACCACUUUUAUCACAGCCUGUCCAAAAUGUAAACACUCUUCUGAACAAUUACAGUGCUGAUUUAAUGCUUUGCCACUGUAUCUAUUGUCGUUUUGCUUUUCAACCCCAAUCUGUCUCGUUGGCCCACAUUUCAGUUGUCUGAUUUCAGUGUAUUUCUGAUCCUGUACACACACACACACACACAAAUUGUCCCGGAAUCUCCAACCAUGCCCAGCUGGCACUGCAGGCACGCUGAAGCAAAUGCUCAAAGUAUUUGAAUAGCAAACAAAUACUACUUGAACCCAGGUGCAGUAAUAGAAAAUAACAACUGAGAGUUGCAGAGUGGCGGAGGCCCCAUUAUACAGGUUAGGGAUGGCAGACUCCUACACAAAAGGGCGACAUGACGGGCAGAAUCCUGGGAGAGAGAGAGAGAGAUAAAGAGAGAGGUGGACAUGCAGUGCAACACACACACGACCCUACUCUCCUCUCAAGUACCCACCUAGGACCAACUUGGCCAUUAGGGCCACUACUAAAAGCUCUUGAGAGUGCAUUCUCUUAAUUACCGCCUUGAAAUGGCUUUGAAGAUUGGAUCUUAAUGUUUCAAAUUGUAGUUGUUGAAAUAAACAUAUUUUGUUGCAACAUUCUUCUCUGAUGGCCCCUCGUUGCUGGUUUCAUUGCAGCUAACCAAAAUGAAGGACUUUCUUCCUGUCCCAUGUAAUUUUGGUUUCUGUGAAUGUGGUUUCUUCCGACCAUGCAUCACCUUUCAAGACUCAUGUCUUCCCAGGAAACGAGUGAUGUGGCAAUAAAAUGAGUCAAUUUAAAGAAGAUCUAAGGGAAAUGUAAACAGAUCAGCCAGGAGGUUUUGAGCUUGCCAAUAGUGAGGGCAUGCAUACUGGGAAAACAACAAUUAGAAUUGGCAUGCACUGUGAGACAUUCAGUAUUACAGUAGAUCUGGCUCGUAUUUUGGAUAGCAGCUGGAUGCUAUAUUGAUUACUAUGGCAAAUUAAGAUCAUGCCAGCAACUACUGUAUGUGACAUCCAUAGACCAUUUCUAAAAGGAAAAUCACUCGUAAACGUUAACUUCCUGGCCCUUCUUACUGUGAUUGACUUCCCUGAAAUGGGCUGCGUCCAACACACAGCCUUUAAUGUGCAAACAUUUUUAAGUAACCAUAGAUGGUCAUGGUAUCUUCUCCCCUGGUAGGUUAUCGCCAAUUACUUUGGUACGAAUAAGGCUUAUGAGCCAGUGGAGGGGGUCCAAGUCUACUGGCCAGGAGGGAGGAAGACUCCACCGAAGGACACACCCGACUUUGACUUCAAAGAUGAGCUCUUCAAUAACGGUACUGUGUGUUUGUUACACCAAUGGACCUUCUCUAGUAUUCUCUAGUCUCCGCAGUACGCACAUUAUCAUUUUGUGUUGAGUUGAUAGCUGACCCUUAACAGACCUGCUUGGGUUAGGUAGAUAUGACCAAAAAUGCAGCUGCUGGUGAAAUUUUGUCCCAUGCUUUCUGGUAAUACUUUUUGUCAGUUUAAUGCAAUGAUGUAUACAAACCCUGGAUUGCUGAUGAUAUGCGCCAUUGAGAGGCUUUGAAGCCACCGGUCGGCCAUAUUGGCACUCUCCAGUAGGUGCAGUCAUCCAUAGGAAUUAAUGGAAUUGUACAGUAUUUCAAUUAAAUGUUUCAAGGACAAAAUGUAUUUAAGUAUUUUGAUGUUGUAGUGGGGACAGUACCAUUAGUAAUCCAAAAAUAUAUAUACUUUAAAUAAGGAAAAUUAUGUAUAUAUGUUUCUAUUUUUAUGUUUAGCUCACGUAAUAUAAUUUAAAAGUAUGCAUUAAGGUGUCUGUAAUAUUAUAAAUGUGGCAAAAACGAAUGUAGACAUUAAUAAAUGCAUUUCUAUAGCUUCCAAAAAUAUUUUUUUGCAACGUGGGGGAGUGCCAAGAUGGAGGCAAAGUGGCUUCAACACAGCACCUCCUGUUAGCCAUCUAGUGUAUAUAUAAAUCAUUGGUCUCAUUAUAUAAAUGUAUAAUUUAUUUAGUCAUAAUUUAUUUCCAAUCUUUAUUCAUUUAUCAAAGUACAUUAAUUUGAUUAGUUCAUUUGUUUACUUGAUGAAGAACAGCAGGCAGCAGGCAUUGUGGUCUGUCCGCUCCAGGCUUGUAUGUCCUUAGAUGUCAUGUAAGUAUUGUCACUUGACAGCAUAUGCAGUGUGUUACCACACCAACAGGCGGAGCCAGAGCCCCAUAUAUCCUCUAAAGCUGUGUCUGUUCUGUUGGUGUCGGUUCAACUUCUCUGCUCUCUGAUAUGCUGUGUAUGCACCUGAUUGCUCCGGCUACACCAUAGUUCACCCAACUCCCAUCAACCCCGGUACCGGCACUGUCUCCCCCAAGAUUAACACAAGGAGGGAGGGAGAAAGAGAAAGGAGGGAGCCAGAGAGAGGGAGAAUGACGGAGGCAGAGAGAGAGAGAACCAGAGAGAACGAGAAUUGACUCCCAAAAACAGUUACACAUUGAAUUAUUCACUAGUGCCUGCUGGACGAAAGGAAAUCUUUAUUUUAUUUUCCACUGAAAUAUGGACUUCUUUUAAUACCGUUUUAUUAAAGUCCCCCCCAGCUACCUAGGUAGACCUCAGUCUACCUCAUAACGGUCUAGCCAGGGUUAUGUAACAGGGAUUCCGUCCCAAAUGGCACCCUAUUCCCUACACAGUCCUGGUCAAAAGUAGUGCACUGUUAAGGGAAUAGGGUGCCAUUUGAGACGUAACCAGGGUUUUAUUCUUUGUUAUCAAUUGUUUUCUAUCCGGAAUUCUCUCUGGAUGGAUUUGAUAUGUGGUCCGAAAAUGUUUUCUUUGCCGUUGCUUCCAGCUUGGUUUGGCAGACAGGGACUCGUACAUAUGGCCCCGUGAAGAAUGUGUGGAACUUAUUGAUGUUUGGGCUUUAUUAUAUAUAUUUUUAAAAUUAGUAUUAAGAAGGGAUAAUGUGGAAGAGAUGCAAGAAUGCAAAUGAGAAAGUUUUGUUUGGCGACCUGUUUAUGAAAAUAACACUUUUAUACAUUUAUGAGUAAAAUAAUCCCCUUAAAAUGAUGAUGAAGAUAAAGAUUUGAACUUCUAAUCUAAUACAUUAGAUACUUUAUUUAUUUAUCCUUUAUUUAUUCAGGAGUUUAUAUUGAGAUGAGCAAAUCUAUUUCCAAUUGAGUCAUGAAAAGCAAUAAAAUAAAUGUUUAAUAAAAGGUUUGUUUGAAAACAGUCUAUGCUACCAUAUAUUUCGGGCAGUACCAUUUGGCAUUGUCAACCUGUUAUCGAAGCUUAUGCUACAGUGUAUUUGUGUUGCAGAGAGGAGGUUUGCGAUAGCUGUGGGGACCAUUGCUGUUUUCCUGGCCACCGGGACACUUAUCGUUUGUCUUCUCUACAGGUACACACACACACACACACACACACACACAGACACACACAGAGACACACACACACAGACAGACAGACUCACGCACGCACGCACGCACUCACUCACUCACUCAGUCACUCACACACCUAGUAUUGUAUUUUUUCCAUCUAGUGGUAGUCUAGCCGUGCAAACGUACAACAUACAGCACUGUUCCGGUAAGUAAUGUGGAUAGUCCAUAAUGUGGAUCUCGCUCUAUCACUCUCACUUGCUCUUACUUCGUGAUUAAAGGAGUUUUUCAGCAAACGCAGGGAUUUUUGAAUAUUCCAGAAUUAUUCAGGAAAGUGGGGAGAGGACGUCAUAAGGCUCACAUUGCUUUCAAACAAAGGAUGGAUUAAUGAAGAAUGAAUCUGUACUGACUUUUUCUCGUCAUGAACUCACUCAAAGCCCCGUGUGUGCGUGCAUGUAAUUGUGUGUGUGUGCGGUGUGUGUGAACCCACUCAAACCUGUGUGUGAGUGAGCAUGCAUGAAACUAUCAUCCUUAGGAAGAAGUCAUUAUCUCGGAUGUCUCAGUAUCUCAGCCUCUAGUUUAGCCUCCAUUACCCUUUCAUGUGAUAAAUUGACUUUUCCUUUCCAAAUGAUUACUUUUAAAUUAUCAUUUGAAGUGGGAACAUUUAUGCUAUAAUAUGAAUGGCGUCGUGAUCGCUAGUCCUGGAAUGAAUGAGGGAGUAGGCCUUGAUGCCCACGAGCAUUAAGAAUGACGGUUCAAUAAUAGUUAAUAAUAGAGAGAGAGAAAGGGAGAGAGAGAGCGAGAGAGAGGGAAAGAAAGAGAGAGAGAGAAUGGUACACUGUACUACUGUGAAGGCCCUAUCUGCAGCCGACGUGUAGGCAUUGUGUUCACAACGCAUGAAACAAGUUCUGACAUUGUUUAUUAGGUAGAGCAAGUUUGUAGAUUUGAAAUUGUGUGUAAGUCCUAUAUAAUAGGUCUGAAGUAAUGUUGCAGACACUAAAAUGAUCUAAAUGUAUGAAACAAGAAUUGACAAUUGUGUUCCCCUACCUGUAAAUGAAGUGUAUGAAAUACAUUUGACAUUGUGUAUAAAAGCCAAUUGAACAGGUGCCAGUGUUGUGACCCAGGCACAAACAUGUGCAUGUGUGACAGAGUGGAAAUUCCACUAGUUACAUAUGCACUAAACCCCCAUGGAACAGGCUUUGAUGUUGCUUUGCACUGUUAUAUGAGAUUUACAUACAAUAGAAAACCUGCACAGGUUCUCAAGAGAAAUACAAUUCGAUGUAGUGUAAAUUGCAGGGUCAUCAUGAUGUUAUUGACCCAGGAAGUACUUCUCUUGUGACACAGGAAGCACAUCAUCCAGAAGAAGGUGUCUGUGAUCCUAUGGAGGGUUAGCCCCGGUGAUUUCACCAUGAUGGAGCACAGCUCGUCCUCGGCAGGAAAGGUGAGGCAGGGGAGGAGGAGUUUGAGUCACUGGCCACGUUCCAGGCUGACUACACUGCAGACGCCUGCUAGAUCUCCCACGCCUGGAUAGGUGUUUAACAUAUCAGCUAUCAUCUGAUGCCUGACUGCACAUUUUAUGACGUACACGUUACCUUUGGUUGAUGCCAAACCCCCCAAAGCAUGUAUUCCCUACAGUAGCACCUUACUCUCCUUUCCUUAAAACUGCAGCGUUACGACCGUACUGAAGCAAGCACUUCAUUUUUCUAUUCCUCUACUUUCUUUUAGAGCAUAAUUUCAUCAUUAUACAUUUUUCAUUUUGCCAUGACCAUACUGCCUUUACUAUUGUGAAUUGGUACUCAACUUUGCGCACCCACUCCUCUCAGUUACUAUGGCCUGUUUUGAAUGUGUAAUGAAAAGCAUAACUAAGGAGAAACAACAAACAAUUCAGUGUGAUGACAUUGACAAGGAUCAACGAAUAAAAGCCAUAUGCCAUUUAGCAGACACUUUUAUCCAAAGCAACUUACAGUUAUGGAUGCAUACAUUUUAAGUAUGGGUGGUGGCAGGAGUCGAACCUGCUGUCCUGACGUUGCAAGCGCCAUGCUCUACCAACUGAGCUACGGUGGACCACAGAGAAUGGCGCGCACGCACGCACACCACACCACACACACACACACCACACACACACCACACACACACACACACACACACACACACACACACACACACACACACACACACACACACACACACACACACACACACACACACACACACACACACACACACACACACACACACACACACACACACACACACACACACACACACACACACACACACACACACACACACACACACACACACACUACUUCAAUGGUCACGUGGCUCAUAUAAAGUUCAUGAUAAAGUAGACUGCUGUGUGUUUACUAGGUACCGUACCUCAACUCCAACUCCAUCCACGCUUCUCUGGAGUCCAUCCUCGGAAAUAUGAAAGACAAACCAUCCUCCCACAGAACGGCCGUUUAUAAAGUGAGAAUUGCUUGUCCUUAUUGGUAACUUUUAUGAUGUUGUUUUUGGCCCUUGAGUUUUUCCUGUUAGGGAUAAUUAACUUCUGAUUGGUUGUCCUUAUUGGCAACACUUUACCUUUACAAUGUUGCAUUUAGGGCCUUGAGUUUUUCCUAUAACUUACCUGACUGGAGGGGGAGAGAGAGGUGAGAGGGGGAAUAUAACUUGGGCCCAGAGUUUUUCCUGGCUACAAACUCUAGGGCUAGGCCUUAUUUAUAUUCAAUCCCCACCAUGCCUCAGACGUGGAAUAACUAUACUUUGAGACUUUCUUACCGUAAUACGCAGGUGUCCAAACUCGACACCUGGUCCUGUGAAAUUACAUCUAAUGAAAUGAUCCUGCUGAUUAGAAGCCAGGCUGUGCCAUUAUGUAUUUUCCGUCAUCAUCAUUAUCGUCAUGGGGCUUUGGGUUAUUUUUAGUCUGCCAUUUUGGCUCUGUCGUUCCCCCCGGUUUCUUUCAGGAGAACAUCUGUUCAGUGCGACUGCUGAAUGUGAAGAGUGUGUGUCUGAACAGAGAGCUGCUCACUGAACUGAAACAGGUGAGGCCCUCCUCGCUGUAGAGAAGUGUUUGUGUCUGUUAUCGUUAUCGAGUGUUAGUAGAGAGUGGAGUGCUUAAUGUAAUGUUUAUGAAUACUGAUGCUGUAAGUUUAUAAUUUUAUCAUAUCUGUUUUAUAUGGACUCCUCUCUCUUUCUCUCUCUCUCUCUCUCUCGCACAUGCGCGCGUGUGUGCAGUGUAAAGAUUUGAGCCACCCAAACAUCUGCAGCUUCAUCGGUGCUUGUCUGGAACCUCCACAGCUCGUUCUGCUGACUGAGUACUGCCCUAAAGGGAGCCUGCGGGUAACCCACACACACACACACACACACACACACACACAGACAGGCAACAUUACACACACCACUGCUUUAAACGCACAUAACCCUCUCUUCACUGCUUCUUCGAUACAUCACAAGAGCAAUAAAGUCCAAUUGCACCUCCCGAACUCCAGGACAUUUUGACGAAUGGUUCCAUUAAGCUUGACUGGAGCUUCAAGUUCUCCCUGAUGCUGGACAUUGUCAAGGUACAUUUUCUCACAACUCUAGAUUUUUCAUGCGUUAUGAGUUACAUAAUGUAUAUGACUGUCUCAAUGGGAGUGAUACAAGGCAGACAAAACUGAAGUGGAAGUUGAUAUCAGUGCAAUUCCAGUCUGUGUGGGAAUUGGUUCUAUCAAACUGAAAUGUGUGUGUGUGUGCGCGCGUGUGUUCGCUUUAGGGGAUGGACUACCUGCACCGCAGCCCCCUGCGCUCCCAUGGUCACCUGUCGUCAUCUAACUGUGUGGUGGAUAGUCGCUUCGUCCUCAAGGUGACCGACCAUGGCCUCAGUCUCCUCAGAAGACCCCCAGGACAGGACGAGAAGGGCUGGUCCAAAGAACACUGGACAUGUAAGUGUAGGGUCGCAACAUUUCGGUAACUUUCCCAAAAUUCUCAGGUUUUCCAGAAAUCCCAGUUUCCCUGAAUCAGGAGGGAAUAAGCAGGAAAUCCAUAGUCUUCCAACCAGGAUUUCUGGAAAACCUUGGAAUUUUGUAAAGUUACCAUAUAAAAGGAGGGAAAAGCGAGAGGGGCGAGAAAGAAGAAAGGAGAAGAGGGAGAAAGAGAUGACAGAUACACAGUGGUAAACAGUGUAACUAACAAUAUGAGCUUUUCAUACAUUAAGCCCCUCUCUCUUCCCAGCCUUACUGUGGAGGGCCCCGGAACUGCUGAGGGACAGCAUGCCCUCCUCUGGCACCCAGAAGGGGGAUGUCUACAGUUUUGGCAUUAUUGUUCAGGAGGUGGUGUACCGCAGCGGCCCUUUCCACAUCCCCAACAACAACCUCAAGGCAAGAGGUAUGUAGAGAGAGACCCCCAUACCUUACUGCUCUGGGUUGUGUUCUCUCCUCCUCACUGUCUUAUUCAAAUCUCUCUCUCUCUCUCUCUCUCUCUCUCUCUCUCUCUCUCUCUCUCUCUCUCCUACUCUCUUCAUCUCUCCUCUCUCCUCUCUCUCAUCUCUGCUCUCCACAUCUCUCUCUCUCUCUCUCUCUCUCUAACUUAAUGUCAAGUACUAGCUCCAGACACUCACUACUAAAGAAUCGCACUACUCUCUCUCUCUCUCUCUCUCUCUCUCUCUCUCUCUCUCUCUCUCUCUCUCUCUCUCUCUCUCUUCCCCCCCAGACAUAGUGGAGAGGGUCAGGGCCGGGGUGGGCGUGGGGGGCGGAGGUAGCCCCCUCAGGCCCCACACGGACAGGGCAGAGUGUCCAGAGGGUGUGGAGGCUCUGCUUUGGGCGUGCUGGAGUGAGAGACCCAGCGACCGACCAGACUUCUCCUCCCUCAGGGUGACCGUAAAGAAACUCUGCCCCAGCGGGUGAGACAUCACAGUC